Molecule: messenger RNA, 1980 nt
Organism: Toxotes jaculatrix (banded archerfish)
Lineage: Eukaryota; Metazoa; Chordata; Actinopteri; Toxotidae
Gene: fdps
Product: farnesyl diphosphate synthase (farnesyl pyrophosphate synthetase, dimethylallyltranstransferase, geranyltranstransferase)
Exons: 9
Coding region: 254-1435 (393 amino acids)
Biological process (GO): trans, trans-farnesyl diphosphate biosynthetic process
Cellular component (GO): cytoplasm
Molecular function (GO): dimethylallyltranstransferase activity; (2E,6E)-farnesyl diphosphate synthase activity
Source: RefSeq, a predicted model, not a curated record
AGACUAACGUCAUCUAACGCUUCUUUUCAUGACAACGGAACUUGCUAGCUAAUGAUAGUAAUUCUCUUCAUCUAAUCCCUGCUCGUGCUAACUGAUCUCGGUAGGAUAUGUAGCUAGCCAUGGAGCUAAUUACGUUAGCCUGGCAGUGUACCUCAUCUAACUAGCUAGUUCAGUCCGACAAGUUACAUCGCAGCUUGUUUGCUGUUGGUCAAGACCAGUGACAUACGGUCAUCGGUCAGGACACUGGUUGGGAAUGAGACGCCUGCUCAGCGUGGCCAUUAGCGUCCCUAAAAUGUGGCUGGCCGUGUCCCCGCUUAAGAUGAAAAACACAUGUCUUCUGAUGUGUACCUCGUCUCUCCAGGGAGACAGCACUUGCAAUGGGACCCACACCAAAAAGGCGUUGCUGUCAGACCCUCAGCUGUUUGAAGCCCAGUUUGAGGAGCUGGUGACGGAGCUCACAGAAAGGGACCUCACCGACCCUGUGCUGACUGACGCUCUGAGCAGAUUGAGAGAGGUUUUGGUGUACAAUUCUCCUGGAGGCAAGAGGAACCGUGGCCUGUCUGUGAUUGGCUCACUGAGAGAGCUUCUCCCACCCACUCAGCUCACGCAGGACCUUGUGCAGCGGGCUCUGUUGGUUGGAUGGUGCAUUGAGUUGCUUCAAGCAUUUUUCCUCGUGGCAGAUGAUAUCAUGGAUGCAUCUGUGACUCGGAGAGGACAGCCCUGCUGGUACAAGAAGGAUGGAAUAGGUCUGGACGCCAUCAAUGACUCAUUCCUCUUGGAAGCGUCAAUCUACAGACUACUUCGCAGGCAUUGCAGGGAUCAGCCGUACUACGUCCACCUACUGGAGCUAUUUACUGAGACAUCUUUCCAAACAGAGCUCGGCCAAGCUCUGGACCUGAUGACAGCCCCUCCUGGUCAGAUUGACCUCAACAGAUUCACCAUGGAGAGGUAUAAAGCUAUUGUAAAAUACAAAACGGCUUACUACUCUUUUUACCUCCCAGUGGCAGCUGCAAUGUACAUGGCAGGAAUCAACAGUGAAGAGGAACACAACAAUGCCAAACACAUCUUACUUGAGAUGGGAGAGUUUUUCCAAAUACAGGAUGACUACCUAGACUGUUAUGGUGACCCUGCUGUGACAGGAAAGAUUGGUACAGACAUCCAGGAUAACAAAUGCAGCUGGCUGGUAGUGACAGCCCUGGAAACCAUGACCCCUGAACAGAGAGCAGAGCUGGAGGCAUGUUACGGACGCCACGAUGAGGCCAGUGUAGAAAAGGUCAAAGCACUGUACAACACACUGCAAAUGCCAACACUGUACCAAAAAUAUGAAGAUGAGAGCUACCAGCGGCUAAAGAAACUCAUCACUUGUCAUGCUCAAAACCUUCCUCACUCAGUCUUCCUCAACUUUGCCAAGAAAAUCUACAAGAGAAACAAGUGAGAGGGAAUGAUGGUCUUUGAAAGUUAUAUAAGCAAUGUCAGGUGCAUCAGCAUCUUUUUGACAUUUAUCAUGAUGCACAAAUGAACUGCUACUCUUUUGAAAACGGGUUUGCCAGGGACAGGGCUCUGACUCCAACAGCAUGGCCCGACCAGGACAUUGAUAUCUAAAAAAAUCUUGCAGGCAGUUUCUUAAUUUUUCAGUGAUUUGUAGAUAUUUGGAUGUGAAUGUCAUCAAAUAGCCCGUCUUUUUGGUACUAUUUAUUGAACUCAGUGCAUCAUGGACAGUGUAGCCGUCUAGAACGAUGACUUUGGAUGGAAUCACACAUGGAUUGAUCUAAAUUUCGUAUUUAAAUCAAAUGAUAUAGUGAACAUAGUGGUUUUGUAGAAACUGGUUUAUUAAUUGCUAAUAAACUAAAAGGGACAGUACAUAUAUGGCAGUGGACGUAUCCUGUUUGAGCACAGAGGGUCAGGUCUGAUCAGCUGUCUUAAUUCCAUAUAUUUUUAUAUUGGUCAUGGAUCUUAUUGCUUUUAAUAAAUAAUAUAUGC